AUGGCACCCGCAAAACUGAAGGAGUCUAAGAAAAGUUUGGUGGCGUUAGGACACCUAAAGGAAGCCCUUAGCGGGGUUGCGUACAUUGCGGAUGCGAUGAAUGCGCCGUUCGUGAAGGCCGGGCUACAAGUCGCAAUCAAGCUGAUCGAUACGGCUGAGUGCACCGUAAAGAACAAGAGUGAUUGCCAUGAGCUCGCGCGCACUGCUGCUCAGACGAUGCUGGAUCUAGCUGAAUCUCUGAAGGGGAAGCGACUCGAGGAUAUUAGUGCGAGCCUGCAGUUGCAGUUGGAGAAUCUACAGUCUAAAAUGUUGGAUAUAUGUCGCGGUAUGGAAGAAAUGACUGCCCGGAGCAGCUUCAAGCGGUUUAUAGCAGGGAAGUUGGACGCCGACAUGAUUGCUAGCUGGAAGAAAUACCUGGAAGAUGCACGAUGGAAGUUCAUUCAACACGGUGACAUCAAUAUUCAAGUUGGGGUAGCCCAAAUCAACAGAAAACUUGAUAUCAUGUCUGGAUCCAGAUGGGAUGAGCAAACCAACAAUGCCCAGAGGAUUCCACCACCAAUGCCAUCUAUAUUCCACGGCAGAGAGACUGAGGUAUCAAAUGCUGUUGACAAGAUAUUAGGCCCCACACAGACCCACUUGGCAAUUCUGGGUUCUGGAGGGAUGGGCAAGACCUCUCUGGCUUUGGCCAUCCUGCAUCAUCCUCAGAUCAAACAUCAUUUCAAGGAUCACAUCUACUUUGUCCCCUGUGAUUCAGCUACCAGUCCUGACCAACUUGUGUCACAUAUCUUGACUACCCUGGCAGUCCAGAAGAAGCAUGGGCAAGACAUUCUAACAAGCUUAAAUGCCUUUCUACAAGCUGUGCCCCAGCUGUUGCUGGUUCUGGACAAUUUUGAGACUCCAUAUUAUGAUACAGAGAAUAACCAGGGGAUUGUGCAAGUCCUGAGCAGGAUCACAUGUGUCCCUCAGGUGACUCUUGUUAUCACUAUGAGAGGGAAUUCCACUCCUAGGGGGGCUAUCUGGGGAGAUGCACUGGAACUCAGGCCCAUAUCUUUGGAAGCCUCAAGGAAGAUAUUCUUUGACAUCACCCAGCAGCAUCAAGAUGAUGUGCUUGACAGGCUCUUGGAAAAGCUGGACUACAUUCCUUUGGCAGUUACUCUGGUCUCCCAUCUGGCAAAGUCUGAAUCUGUGUCCCAUCUUCUUAGGCAAUGGGAAAGGCAGAAAACUGCCAUGCUUCAGGAUGAUACUGCUAAUGAAAAGCACAACAAUGUCCAAAUCUCCAUUGAACUGUCCUUGCAGAGCAAGAUUGUCCAACAGGCUAAAGAUGCUCUGCCUCUCCUAGCUCUGAUAUCAGGCCUCCCAGAUGGCCUAUUGGCUGUUUCCCAGAUAGAGGAUGAAGAUGGUCUAGAGAAGUUGGAAGCAAUGACACCCCAUAUGGAGGACAGAGAUAUGGCUCUCAAGGCCCUCUUGAAGGCAGGACUUGUACAGAAGACUGGUGAUAACCUGACUGUCCUCUCUCCAAUCCAGUACUAUGUCCUGAAGCAAUGUCCAUUGGGUGCAGUGCACAGAAGAGCACUGGAGAACUACUUUAUCACCUUGAUCCAGAAACAUUUCCAUCACUUCAAUGAUACACUGUCAAGAGAAUCUGGGAACAUAACUGCUCUCCUCAAGCAUGCAUGCCAAAGCAAACAUGAUAUCUAUGCAGAAAUCCUGAUGGCAGCAUACAAGAUGUCAUGGUUCCUCAUAAACCAUAACAUACCCCAAGCACAACUACUUUUUGAUUCUCUCCUCCCCCUUGUGGUGGAGAUGAAUGGAGGUGUAUUUCUGGUGGAGUGUGAGGUCCUUGCUGGCAUCACAUUGCUAAGACAAGGCAGAAAUACUGCAGCCCAGAAGCAAAUUGAACAAACAUUGAAGCGCAGCCAGGAGCUGAACUACACAAGUGGAAUUUCUCAGAGCCACCACUGUCUUGGGAUGAUUUUGCGCAUGCAGGAUCAAUAUGCUGAGGCUGUUGCCCAUUUCAGACUGGCAAUUCCUGGAUAUCAGCAGAGUCAACAACCAGAUCGAGUGGCUGCAUGUCAUACAGCUAUGGGUGACAUGCUAAGACUGGAAGGCAAGCCUGCUGAGGCUGUGAUUCAAUUAAAAGAAGCAUUCAGCCUGGCCAAACAAGUUGGCAGUCAUGACACAAUAGCUGAAUGCCUUUGGAGCAUGGGAGAGUGUUUGAGAAUGCAGAGACAGCACACUGAGGCAGUUCAGAAAUUGGAGGAAUCACUGGCUUACUACAAAGAAACCAAAAACAAGCCCUCAAUGGCUCAGUGCCUCUGGAGCUUAGCCAACAUUUUGCUCUUUGAGAAGAAGCAUAUCCAAGCUCAAGCAAUGUUGCAAGAGGCAGUGAAACUUCACAAGGAGGUGAACAACAAGGGUGGUGUGGCUGAGUGCUAUGGGAGCAUGGCACUAGUGGCUCUCAGGAUGGGUCCAGAAGGAAUGGACAAUGCCUUGCGUCUAGUUGGAGCCUCCAUGAUUAUCUGGCAUGAGCUAUCCGAUUAUUCUGGGAUUGCCAUGACCUUCAGACUUGGGCUCCCUGAACAGGCUGCAGAAUGUGCCCAGGAGCUACAGCACAAUCUCCAACUUGCAGCAGAUUUUAUGGCAUACCAUGGUGGCCACUCAGAGUAG
Messenger RNA from Gloeophyllum trabeum ATCC 11539, 2667 nucleotides. RefSeq lists its product as uncharacterized. Gene Ontology annotation, biological process: cell surface receptor signaling pathway. Lineage: Eukaryota; Fungi; Basidiomycota; Agaricomycetes; Gloeophyllales; Gloeophyllaceae. Gene Ontology annotation, molecular function: protein binding. The record is from RefSeq and is a predicted model, not a curated record. The transcript has 7 exons. Bases 1 to 2667 code for a protein of 888 amino acids.